Molecule: messenger RNA, 942 nt
Organism: Vombatus ursinus (common wombat)
Lineage: Eukaryota; Metazoa; Chordata; Mammalia; Diprotodontia; Vombatidae
Product: olfactory receptor 10AG1-like
Exons: 1
Coding region: 1-942 (313 amino acids)
Biological process (GO): G protein-coupled receptor signaling pathway
Cellular component (GO): membrane
Molecular function (GO): G protein-coupled receptor activity; olfactory receptor activity
Source: RefSeq, a predicted model, not a curated record
AUGGGAGGCACAGUCAACAUGGCAAUAACAAAUGUCAGCGUUGUGGUUGAAUUCGUUCUUCUGGGAUUUGGGGAUGUUCCCAACUAUGAAGGAUUUCUAUUUAGUAUUUUCUUGCUCAUCUAUGUAAGUAUUCUGGUGGGAAAUGGCCUCAUCAUUAUAAUUACUAAGGUAGAUCCCACUCUCCAAACACCCAUGUAUUUUUUUCUUAGACACUUUUCCUUCCUAGAAAUCUGUUACACAUCAGUGACACUUCCCAGGAUGUUUAAAAACCUUUUGACUCAAAAGAGAAAUAUUUCUUUUCUUGAAUGUGCUACACAGCUUUGUUUCUUUCUUAUUUGGGGAGGCACUGAGUGCUUUCUCCUAGUUGUGAUGGCUUAUGACCGUUAUUUGGCCAUUUGUAAUCCUUUGAACUAUCCUCUCAUCAUGAACCAAAAGAUUUGUAUCUGUUUGGUGGUUGGCUCCUGGGUCAGUGCAAUCCCUAUUCCAAUAGGACAAACAUACCAGAUUUUCUCUCUGCCCUUCUGUGGUUCUAAUUACCUCAAUCAUGUUUUUUGUGAUGUUCCUCCAUUACUAAAUCUUGCCUGUGGAGACAUCACUGUGAAUGAAUUAUACUCCUAUGCUGGUGCUUUCCUAUCUGCUAUUGUUCCAUUUCUAAUGAUACUUGUGUCCUACAUCAAAAUCAUUGCCACAAUCCAGAAGCUUCCAUCAGCUAUAGGGAGAAAGAAGGCCUUCUCUACUUGUUCUUCACACCUCAUGGUGGUUAGCCUGUUUUUUGGGUCAGGUAUCAUUUCAUAUUUUUUACCAAAUUCUAUAAAAUCAGCAGGAAUAGACAAGGUUCUGUCUCUUAUCUACUCCACUGUGACCCCAAUGUUCAACCCCCUGAUAUACAGCCUGAGAAAUAAAGAUGUCAUUAUGGCAUUGAAGAAAUUCCUACCUAAGUGA